AUGCUUACCUUAAAGGAUGGACCUGUAAUGUUAAAUGCGCAAGAAUGGGAAGUAAUAGAAGAUGUUAUCCCCAUAUUAAAAUCAUUUGAAGUAAUGACUACUGAGUUAUCAGGAGAGAACUAUCCGACAUUGGCAAUGGUUAUUCCAUUAGUAAGAAGUUUACACAUUUCUCUAGUAUCAAAACAAAUGAGAACAUACUUAGGUCAGCUACUCAAGCAAAAAUUGUUGGGAAAUUUAAACAGUCGUUUUAAACCCAUUGAAGAGCAAAAUCCUAAACCUGAAUUUUCAAGAGCGAAUCUACUUGACCCUCGUUUUAAAAAAUUGGCAUUUCAGCAUACAAUUAAUGCUGAAAACGUAGAAAAGAAACAAAAUUCUAAUAUUUCUGAAACUCCUGAAAUUCAAACCAUCUCUAAUAAUGAAGCCGUCGAUUUAUGGAGUUUCUUGGAUGAUAAACUGAAUACAGAACGAACUCAAAUUACAUCAGUAAGCACUGCGGAUAACAUUUUAAAACAAUAUUUCAGUCUACCACACUCCAAUAGGAAAUCAAAGCCAAUCGAUUUUUGGAUCAAACACAAAAUACUGUUGGGCGAAUUAUUCAACUUAGCAUUGAAGUAUUUAGUGAUCCCUGCUACCUCAGUACCUUCAGAGAGAAUUUUUUCAAAAGCAGGUGAAAUCAUGUCAGCAAAAAGAAAUAGAACACAUCCAAAAAAUUUAGAUAUGUGA
Molecule: messenger RNA, 723 nt
Organism: Metopolophium dirhodum (rose-grain aphid)
Lineage: Eukaryota; Metazoa; Arthropoda; Insecta; Hemiptera; Aphididae
Product: E3 SUMO-protein ligase ZBED1-like
Exons: 3
Coding region: 1-723 (240 amino acids)
Molecular function (GO): protein dimerization activity
Source: RefSeq, a predicted model, not a curated record